CUUCGCUACAAAUACAGGAGGAUUUAGAUGAAGGAAUCAUUAAAAGAGAAGCUGUUUUCAGUUUUAUUCGUCUGCAUUCAAAUUCGGUGACCUUUAUGGUGGAUUUUUGGAUAUGACCUUGGUUGGGUACAUGCUUACAACACUAGACACCGCCUGCAUUAAAUUUCCACCAUUUUUCAUAUGAGUCCUGUUAUUGUCGCGAUGGAGCAACCGUCGUAUAAAAGACCGUUUUGCUCGGACAGCUUCUUCAAUCUUACAGAAGUUUGGGGAUCGGAUUUCAAGUUGUCAGAGUGUUUCCAAUUUUCUAUGCUUACAUUUCCUGGAUUAACCUUGUUUUGCAUGUUUAUACUGUCCGUGCUAUUCGAAAAACACACGUGGAACCUUCCUAUUGCUUUGAUAAAAUUCGGAAUUUUACAAUGUCUUCGAAUGGUUCUUUGUUCUGGAAUUGCUGUAUGUGUAAUUAUAUUACUGGUAUCAACCAUAUGUAUGGAGGUUUUCUACUCUCUUCCUAUUGACUCUGUGCAGUACUUCUCCAUGACCAUUUUGUUUGUCUCAGUUGUUUCUCAUAUGCUAUUAGUCGAGUAUAAACGCCGUGCUUGUCAACCACGCUCACAAAUGCUGUUUGCUUUUACGUGCUUAAUAAUUGUAUGCAUGUUACCCCGUCUUUAUGGUCUAUUAUAUGCUGGAAAAGGAUGGUCGGACCAAUUUACAUUUUACUGGAUUCAUGCAGCUACCAUCUCUGUCUAUAUAUGUCUAGCUUUUGGAGAGCUGCUUAUUCAGUUUUUCUCACCGUUUAAUGAACAAAAUUCUUUGCUUGAUGACAAAGACGCCUGUCCAGAGUUAUGGGCCUCUGUUCCGGCUUUAUGGACUUUCAGUUGGUUGACAAGUACUAUUUGGAAAGGAUUUCGAGGUCAAAUUAACAGUCCUUCAAAUAUGUUUCAUAUACGUCCUGAAGAUUCAGUUAAUGAAAGUUAUGGUCGAUUUAAGCGUGCCUGGCGUAGAUCCUAUAAUCUUUGGUUCACGAGAAAGAAAUCAGAAACGCCAUUUUCAAAUGUUAUGGAUGAUGAUGUGCCGUUGUUGACGGACUUUGAAGAGAAUAAUGAAGAUACUGAAAAUGUCUCAAAUGAUGCAAAUAUGUUGAAUGCAACACCUGAUGUUGAUAUCUUGUCACCAUCUACUACUAAUAACAACUCAAACUCACAUAAUCUAGAAGUAUGUAAGCAGAGUACAAUUAAAGCCAGUCCUGCACGUGCCACAUGGGGAUUAUUCUAUGCUCUUAUUUCAUCUUUUGGUUUGCGUCUAUUUUGCGGGUGGAUUUUAAUCUCGGCUGCUGUAUUCUUCAACUACAGCUCACCAUUGUUACUCGGGAUGUUACUUCGAUUUCUUUCCAAACCUGAAGCUCCAUCAUGGCAAGGAUAUUUUAUUGCAUUUUCAAUGCUAUUUCUUCAGUCAAUAUCAGUUUUGGUGGAUCAAAAGGGUUUUUACUCUUGUUUAUCCUUGGGAAUAUCUGUUCGAUCAGCCCUUACAUCUGCAAUUUAUCGAAAAUCUCUUCGAUUAUCUUCUGAAGCUCGAAACCAGUAUACAACGGGGGAAUUAAUAAAUUUGCUCAGUGUUGAUGUGAAUCGUAUAAAAGAACUUUUUAUGUUCUCGUUCCUUGUUUGGGAUGCACUCAUUGAAUUUGGUUUGUCGUUUAUUUUGUUAUGGCGUCAACUUGGUUCAGCUGCGAUAGCUGGUGUUGGAUUUUUGUUGCUAGUAUUGCCACUUAAUUGUUUACUGAUAUGGGCUACUCAAAAAUUUGAGAUUCGUGAAAUGAAAUAUAAAGACAAGCGUAUGAAAUGCUUAGGCGAAGUGCUUGCUGCUAUACGUGUGGUUAAACUUUAUGCAUGGGAAAAGGCGUUUCAAUCUCAAGUCAAGUCAAUUCGUCAAUCUGAACUAAUUGAACUAUUACGUGUCGCCUUAGGCUGGGGUCUAUGCCAUGUUGUUUGGAAUUUGGCUCCGUAUAUUAUUUUAUUGAUAACGUUUGUUACUUAUUUAAGAGAGUUCUUAUUCGCCAACCACAAUGUAUUGUUAGAUAAUUGGGUCGGAAAUACCACUGAUAUCCCUACACCUCAAUUGUUAACACCUGAACGGAUUUUUGUCAGUGUCAGUUUGUUCAAUUUACUACGUAGUCCACUACUUCUUUUGCCAUGGAGUCUUUCAUCUUCAAUAAUGGCCUUUGUUUCGAUUCGCCGCCUUGGUUUAUUUCUUUUAGCUGAUGAGUUAGAGUAUUAUUCCUCUGAUAAAAACUCCUAUUCUCUUGAUGAAAAGUCAACAGAUGCUGUUACUCUUGAGAAUGCUUCGUUUUCAUGGACUAAAACUGGUCCAUUGACAUUACGAAAUUUGAAUGUACGCAUCUCUCGUGGGUGGCUUGUCGCAGUCGUUGGCAACGUAGGUUCUGGAAAGUCAUCUUUCUUAUCAGCCUGUCUGUCUGACAUGUUCAAACGAAGUGGAAAGGUUUCUAUUAAAGGUUCCAUUGCUUAUGUUUCACAAACAGCUUGGAUACAACAACAAUCUCUACAAGAAAAUAUUCGUUUUGUCACAUCCAGCGAUCCUACUCAGUCAAAUCCAGUUGCAGAGCAAAUUGAAGAAUUAUGGUAUAAAAAUGUUGUAUCUGCAUGCGCUCUUGAAACAGAUAUUGCUCAUCUUCCCGCUGGUGAUAAGACAGAAAUUGGUGAGAAAGGUGUCAAUUUGUCAGGAGGUCAAAAACAACGCGUUAGUUUAGCUAGAGCUGUAUAUCAGCGUUCAGAUAUAUAUCUGCUAGAUGAUCCAUUAUCAGCAGUCGAUACACAUGUUGCGAAACAUUUAUUCGAUAACGUUUUAGGUCCAAAUGGUCUUCUAAAAGAUAAAACUAGAAUCAUGACAACUAAUUCAUUUCAUUGGCUAUCUUCUGCUGAUUGGAUUAUUGUUCUUAACACUAAUGGUGAAAUCACUCAAUCUGGAACUUAUAAUGAGGUUGUAAAUAAUAACUCUGGUCAUUUUGCUAAUUAUCUAGAGUCUAUCAAGAAAGAUAAGAUAAAUGAUGAAACAAUGAAUGAAAGUAACCAUAGAAAGUCUUCAUUUACAACUCGCUUUAGUCGGUCAUGUAGCGUGGUUGUUCCGCAUAGUUCAUCUCAUCCUAUCGGAAUUUUGUCUCGAAGUCCACCAUUGAAUGCAACAAAAAAAUUAUCCCUAGAAUCAUCUGUUUCCUUUUUAAAACCCAUUAAUUUCACUGAUGUUACUACUUACAAUACUACUUCAAAGCAUGACAAUAAUGAGCAAAUAAUGCCUACUGGUGAAGCACUAAAUGAUUUGAUCGAUUUUAGAUCUGAGCAGGAGGUGACUCAUCGUCGUUCUCCAACUAGCAUAAGUAUUACAGAUUUGAAUGCUAGCUCAUCAGAUGAUGAUAAAUUUGAAAAUGAUGAUCUUGAACAUGGAAAAUUCAUGACUGAUGAAGAAAUUAUGCACGGUCAUGUGUCGUGGUCAGCCUACUGGGAGUAUUUCCGUGCUCGGAGCGUAUCUGUAACGUUUAUCAGUGUUCUGUCUUAUGUGGGAUUCUUAGGUGUACAGGCAUUUUGUAGUUAUUGGUUACAAUGGUUUGCAGAUGACCAACAAUUGAUUGAAGCUGAACAAGCCUUUCAAAAUACUACUAUAAUUAGUAAUGAAACUGCUCGUCAGAUAUUAAUAGAACAGAUUAAAGAUAGGAUAUUAUAUUAUAUUAUAGGUUAUGCAUGGGCUGGUUUAGGUCAGACGGUGUUAAUCUUAAUAUUUGCGCUACUUAAUGCGUAUUCUAAUCUGAGAGCUUCAAAUCUAUUACAUCAACAGCUUUUAUCGAAAAUUCUUCACGCUCCAGCUAGUUUCUUUGAUCACACACCUUUAGGUCGUAUAUUGAAUCGAUUCAGUAAUGAUGUUGACAAUUUAGAUCAUACCAUACCGAACUCAUUUAGUGAUACCAUCGGGACUACUGGAGAUGUUGUUAUUUCACUAGUGAUUGUUUCUGUUACUCUACGUCCAUUUGGAAUAGGAUUGGCAGUGAUUAUUCCUGUAUUUAUAUUUUGCAUAACUGUUUUAAUAUUUUAUAUGCCUUCUGUUAGACAAACACGUCGAUUGGAUGCAAAUACUCGUUCACCAUUGUUAACCAAUUAUAGUGAAACGUCAGCUUCGUCUUUAGGUGUCACUGUUGUUCGAGCAUUUAAACGUGAUAAGGAAUUUAUUGCUAAAUCUGAUAAAUUGAUUGAUGCUAACGCGGUUUUCGAAUAUGCACGCUUUGUUGCUAACCGGUGGCUAGAUAUUCAUCUAAAUUUAUCUUGUAGCCUUAUGGUAUUUGUGUGUGCUGUAAUUGUGGUUGCUUUUCGAUCAAAGAUAUCGCCUGGUAUCGCUGGCUUAAUCAUAGUUUAUGCUCUGCAAGUAUUUGAUUCGUUAACAUGGGUUAUUAAACAGUUAUCUCAAUUGGAAACAAGUUCUGUUUCAUUGGAAAGAAUAUGUGAAUACAUCCGAGUUGAACAGGAAGCUGACUGGGAUCAUGGAGUGGACAGUCCUCCUCCAAUUGAUUGGCCGAGACCUUGUUGUGAAAUCACAUUUAACAAAGCUACUGUCCAAUAUCAUUUGCCUUCAAAGAACAAAGUAACUGAUAAUCAUGACUUAUCACUUAGUCAAAAGACAUCGAAUUCUGGACGAUUAGUUACAGCAUUGAAAUCUAUUGAUCUUAAAUUAAGUGGUAAUCCACAAGAACGCCGUAUAGGAAUUGUUGGUCGUACUGGAGCAGGCAAAUCAUCUUUAGCAUCUAGUAUCUUUCGUUUAAUCGAGCCUACGAUAUUAGAAGAAGAUAGAUUAGAUAUACAUAGAACAUCAACUAAACGUGGUCCAAUUCUUGUUGAUGGAGUUGAUUUGUCACGAAUUGGCCUUCAUGAACUUCGAUCCCGAUUUAGUAUUCUUCCACAGGAACCGAUAAUUUUUGCUGGUACACUUCGAUUUAACUUAGAUCCAUUUGGUAAACUGCCUGAUAUCGAUUUAUGGCGUGCAAUAGAAUCUGCUCAUUUAACUGAUUGGGUUCGGUCGACUAAUGCCGGUUUAGAUUAUGAAUGUGGCGAAGGUGGAGCAAAUCUAUCUGCUGGUCAGCGUCAACUUGUUUGUCUAGCUCGAGUAUUCCUGUCUUCCGGUGGUCGUGUUCGUUUACUUAUUCUUGACGAAGCUACAGCUGCAAUGGAUCCAUCUACAGAUAAUUUAGUUAUGAAUACCGUAAUAGGAGAUCAGUUUAAAGACGCGACUGUUAUUAUUAUUGCUCAUCGUUUAUCCACUGUAAUGAACACAGAUAGGAUUGUUGUAUUAGAUCAUGGACAAGUGAUUGAAACUGGUCAUCCUCAAGAUUUACUUAGUAAUCCAAAUUCUCAUUUUGCAAUAAUGAAUAAAGUGAAACAGUCUUGAAUAAAUCUGUUUUAAAUGUAUUCAAAUUAUUGAUGAUACAUGUCAUAAUAAAGAAAAACGUAAAUAAAUCCACACCUUCGACUCUAUUUGUGCAAUGUUAUAUUCAUUGAUCAUUUGAUUACAUUAGAACAUUUUAUUAUUAUAAUAUAUCUGUAUAAUUCUUAUGUAUUUUUGUUCAUAAUUGUAUACUCUUUAUUAUGUAAUAAUUUAUUUCAAUUAGUUCUUUUUCCUCUUAGCUAUUAUUAUUACUACUAUCGCCAUCAUCAUUAACACCGUUAUUAAUAUUAUUAUUACUAUUGUUGUUUUGUUAGAUAGAAACACAUUAAGGUCAUAUUCAACGAUUAUUUUAUAGUGAAUAAUAAACAUUUUCAGUCAUCUUGAAUAGAUUACAAAUGUCCAUUUUGUUUAUAUCAAUUAUAUUCAACGUGUUUCAUGUUAUUCUAUUUUGUUUUGAUUUGUAUGAAUAAAAUUUUAAUGACUUAUACUGAUGAAGUGAUCUUAUCUUGUCAUUUAAAGUUAUGAGAGUUUUCAAUUCAAUUAUAAGUAAAAACUUCCUAAUAUAUGUGUAUAAUUAUUCUGUAGGUUCAAAGUAAUGUAAACUAUCAUUUAUAACGGUCUCAAGGUCACAAAUAUCCAUCGAUAAAAUCACUAAAAGUCUAGAAAAUGCUGAAACCGCUUCGUCUAAUCGGAAUUGAAUAAAAGCUUCUCAUAUACAUAGUUCCCUUCAUUAUUUUGAAAACAUCUGGAAAGAUGAAGGAUUUUCUUAUGAAUUGAGACAAUAACUUAUACGAUGCAAUUAAUUCAACAAUCAGAAUUCUGAUUACAGCUUUCCCUUUGUUCCACUUUUAUUUCUCCAUCCGUAGCCUAGCGGCCUAGACCUGACCAGUUAUGCGUGUGAUCUGGAUAUUUAACGUUGAGCCCCAACACAAGAUAUGCUCCUAUCAGUUCAUUAUCUACAAAAUUUCCCCUAUCCCAUGCCUUGAGCCCAAAGGGAAAUCAAUAGCCUGUUAAUUAAUUGUGAUAUUGCAGGAUACGUUGUAUAGUUGGAAAACGAGAUUUGUCGUGAGAUGAUUGAUUAUUUUGCAAGUCUGUUUUUGAUAUGAUGUGGUUUAAAGCGGGGGACCUUGAAUAUAGGUUCUUUACUAGGUGAUACUCGUCAGUAAAUUUAUCUGGAGUCCUGAUGGGACUGAUGCUUCUUGUAAGUUUUCAGCCUCAUCCUGAGACUUUACUACUGAAUUUUUUUAGUUCGGGACUGACUUAAUUUGGAUCGCAGUGUUUAUACUGAUCAGUCUUCAAGCAGUAGCCAAUGUGGCUUUUGACUACUUCUUUAGUGAUAGGAUUCUAUCAAUGAGUUUCAGUGUUUAUUGCUAACUACCUCCAACCUUUUAAUAUCUUGGAAUUUUUCAUGCGUUAUCGAAUAGAAUAUAAGAAAGAGUGAGAUAGAAAUGAAUGAAAUCUGAAAGCAGUCAUGAUGGACGUAGGUAGUGGUAGUGUGGGUUCGUUGACCGGAAAAAGACUUUGCGACCUUGAUACUCAAUUCAUAAAAUCCGCAUUUAAUCAGUGUCCGUAGGUAUUACAUCUGCCUUGCACCUUCGAAGUGCAAAGUACUUUUACAAGACUGGCAGGACCCUGAUCCUGCACUUACUCUGAGUAGUGAGGGGCUGGAAGUAGUUGAGAAGAUGGUGUAUCUGGGUAGGUGCAAAAGUGCAGGCGGUUGUAUGAGUGAUGUGAUCAAUUGAUGUGUAGUGAAAGCUAGAGCGGUUUAUGCCAAUGUUGGCCAUUGUUGGUGCCUUGAUGAUGUUAGUCUGACUGUAAAAGAUCUGACCUACAACACGUCGUGAGAGCAGUUUUGCUUUAUUGUUGUUGAAGCUGGCCUCUUGGAGUUGAGGAUGUUAGAUGACUCUCUGUGUUUAAUGAUCGUAAUCUCCGAAGGAUUGAUGACAUCUAGUGGCAACGCCAUGUUAAUAAUGCGGAUGUUCGUGCGCAGAGACGACAAUUGUGUUGGUGUGACCAUCUUGAAAUAUGGACUUUGGUGGCUUGGUCGUGUACUACGGAUGUCGUCCCAGAGAAUAUCACAUCGUGUAUUACUUACAUACGCUGGUAGUGGUUAGAAGAAGUGGAGUUGUUCAGUGUAUGACAUGGUGUUGUGGUAUGAAAGAAAGCUGUAGAGAACUGUGUUUUGUUUGUCGUUCACGACUUUCUUGUUUGGGUCCUAUAAAUUGUACAACACAGUGGCUAGAUAGGUUAUGAGAUAUGGAUGAGAAUGGAAGCCAGUGGCGAUCCUGGUGUAUUUUUUCUUUUACUUUCUUCAUUGGAAGUGGACGUAACUUUUCUAACUGGAAUAAUUCUUUCUAGUUGUACAUUUGCUAACUGAAUUGUUUCUCCCAUUAUUAUUGUUAUUUCACUCACAUAUACAAUUUUCUGUUUAGAUGGUGGUUGGAGGUAGUCAACAGGAAACCCUGGACCCGGGUUUCGUGCUACUUGGCACUCGUCAGUAAGGUGUACCUGUAAUCUUGAGGGAACUGGUGCUCCUUGGCGGAUUCGAUCAUCACCACCCAGUGAUCAAUCAGUUGUGAAAUUUCUGUUCUUUGUUGUUCUGUUUUACUAUACCUACUUUACAUUCUAUGUCUUCAUAACCUAAGUGUUAUUGUGUGACGCAUUUGUAGGUGAUGCUCUCUUGUAUCAAUGUCUAUGUGUUCAAAUAAAUCAGUCAAUCGAUCGAUGUUAGGCCACCAUUGGAAACCUGAGCUCACUGGACGGCCGUUUGCGUUCUAGUAUGGGACUGCUUGGAAGUGGGCUUCCAUCAACCUGCACGCGGGAUUAGAACCCUGGACCCUUAGUGUCGUGCGAGAACGCUUAACUUCUAGACCACUAAGCCGGCAUCCAACAGUAUUAAUGUCUAAAUUCAACCGAUCUACUAAGUUGUGUGACCAUCUUCCAUUGUCUGAGGUAGAUACCUGACUACUUGAAACAGAUUGUCUCCAUUGGUCACUGUUUAUCAUUAUUAGUCCGAGAAUCACCUCACAAAGCUAGUCGCUGUCGUGGGUUCGAAUCCUUCGCAUGGGAUCAUGAAGGCGCACUGCUGAUGAGCACCAUACUAGGACGAAACGGCCCCCAGUGCUUCCAGAUUUUCAAUGGCGGUCUAAAAUUGAUCGAUUUAUGAUCUCAUUAAAAGAACUUAACAGUCUCUUCACAACUCCAUACUGUAAAUAAUUAAAUCAUAGACAGACGGUACGUCAUGAAAAAUUUCAUUAUAAUUUUGAACUACUGUACAAUAAUAAGUAGAUGUUUUAGACUGAUCGAUAUUCUUGGAUUAAAUAUGGUUAGAUUUGAGAAAUUCUAAGUUUGUUAAAUUGUCAGUAGUCAAAACUGUAAUAAUCAUCAUAAGUCAAGCGAAACAAUUAUAAAUAAAUUAAUGGUAUUUUGAAGAGAGUUAUAAUUUCAGCCACAUGUAUUUUCAGUUGUAAAUAACGUAUGUAACUCCUUGAAAUAUAAUGAAAAUUAUCUGAUGAUGAGUUUUAUCCACUACGUAAUGAUAUAAACGAUGAUAAAAAAAUAUUUUCAAUCGUUUGAUUGACAUUAGUAUAAAAUCAAUGAUUUGAAAAGAUUGUCAGCUGGGAAUUUCCUAAUCUUCAUACACAUUACCUAGUCAUUAAAACCAUGCUACAAAGAUAGAAUACAGAUAUUUGUACGUUUAAUGAUAAGAAAUUAGCAAGUUUUUCUUUUUACAGAUUGCCUGCUUAUGCACCUUUGAAGAUUUUCCUUAUCAAAUUUUUUUCUUCUUCUUCUUCUACUACUACUAUUACUACUAGAAUUCUAAAUUUUUACCUGUUCAGUAAACUGUUUAAUAAAUGUCAGAAGGGGUUUUUUGAAGAUUUUAGAAAUUUUCACUGAUUGUGAUCAUUAGUCAAUUGAAGCCAGUCCACCAUGGAAAACCUGGGAGCACUGGACGGCCGUCCUAGUAUAGGACUCCUCAGCAGUGCGUAUCUACGAUCCCGCACCCCGCGAGAUUCCAACACAGGACUUAUCAGUCUCGCGCCAGGCGCUUAACCAACUAGACCACUGAGCCGGCCGGCAUCCAACGGUGUUAAUGUCUAACUUCAAGCAAUCCAAGAAGUUGCGUCACCGUACACCAUUGUCUUCAGUGAGUUGAUAUCUCACAACAGACCUGGUUGAACUCCACUGGUAACGGCUUCUCACUAGAACUCCUGGAGUAUCUCUUGAAGUCAGUCACUAGUGAGCAUACGAUGAUUAUUAUCAGAAGGGUUUUGUGGAGAUUUUAGAAAUUUUCACUGAUUGGAUGCGCACUGCUGAGGAGUCCCAUACUAGGACGAAACGACCGUCCAGUGCUUCCAGGUUUUCAUUGGUGAACUAGCUUCAACUGACUCAUUAUUUCAAUCAGUGAAAAUUCCUAAAAUCUCCACAAAACCCCUUCUGUUUAAUAAAUGGUCAGUUUUUAUAAACUGUUUUGUUUGAAGUAAGUUAAUUAACGUUCAUUUUCAAAAUCUUACUGUAUUACUCACUGGAUCUCCAAUGUUGAUAUUUUUCAGCAAGUGGAAAGGUAUAGGGAAUGACAUAUAGUUUUGAGAUAAUGGAGAAGAUUUGUAGCUCAGGUGGAUGAUUUUGAUGGCGUUUUGUUUGGAUGUUCCUAUUCAUGUUUGAAACUGAAAUUGAUCAGUUUCUCUCAGCAUUUGUGCCUCGAUAUUGCUAUUAGAUCACAACCAUUUUGAACAGAGAUGGAUUGUGAUUAGCUGUGGAAUCCGAAUGAAUGUAUAUUUCUGUUGGGGGCUCAUAUUAAUCCAAAUGCACUUCAGAUUUUAUGUUCACUCCGGGACUCUAAUCCAGUACCUGUGUCUUCAAAAUACAUCACAUCGUCGACUCAUCUACUGAGUUUAGAUCGCCACAGGCUUAUGAAAUAAUGUGAAUUUUGAAUCAUAUAUGUUGGCUGCUUGGAUCUUUUUGAUGUAUUUAUGGUUUGAAAAAAGUUGGCUUGAUCAUAACCUGAAUGAACUUGGGUAUUGUAUUAUGAAUUUUUAUGGGUUUAAUCUAAGAAAAUUGGAAACUUUGACCAUCCCGCAUUAUCAGUAAGUUUUCAUAUGGAAUGACGAUUGUUUACGUCACAAACUUGCAUCGUUUGUAGCAUCACUAAUUAACAAAGGAACAAUGAACAGUUUUGCCAGGACAGAACCUCAUCAUCAUGUUUUCAGUUCUGUUAGUGAACGGUUAUUCAUGAGAAUUACCAAACUAUCAGGAAUCAGCUGUUUAAUGUCUCCUGGGCACAUGUUUCAGUAAUCUUAAUUAGUGAACAGAUGUUUCUUUUUCUCAUUACAGCCAGUAUUCAUAAAUCAUUUAAUAUAAGAUUUCCAACAUGAUGAAGAGUAUAUUGUUUAUGUUAUGGAUGCUGAGGAAAAAUAUAGCAAUAAUUAUCGUGUUAAGUCUAUGGUGGCCUUGGACCUUAAAUGUACAUUUCCUAUUGGUCGAUGUUUAUUUCACUUGUUAAAUAUUGUACAAAUGUUGUUUUCUAUUUUAUGGUACGAUGUGGUUUGUUUGUUUGGUAUAUAAAUAGAGUAUGUCUGAAAUACAAUGAUUCAUAACUCAGAGGCUGUGACUUGUGUUCUUGACUCAACUGGCUAGGACAGACAGCGAAGCAGGGCCAAUCAGGGCACUAGGUCGUCCUUACGUGUUUACGUGUCACUGUCCACCGUAACCGGUCGAUAUAAACGCUGCUUAUCAAAACUUGCAGUCACACCCGUUACAACAGUUUAAAUAAGUAUAUGUGUAACCUUACCAAUCAGUGAUUGGUGAUGAAUGAUUGAUUUUUCUUAUUUCAUCUGAAAU
This is a messenger RNA of Schistosoma haematobium, 11277 nucleotides long. RefSeq names its product Multidrug resistance-associated protein 1. NCBI's taxonomy places the organism in Eukaryota, Metazoa, Platyhelminthes, Trematoda, Strigeidida, Schistosomatidae. Gene Ontology annotation, cellular component: membrane. Gene Ontology annotation, biological process: transmembrane transport. The coding region runs from base 181 to 5439 and encodes 1752 amino acids. Gene Ontology annotation, molecular function: ATP binding; ABC-type transporter activity; ATP hydrolysis activity. The transcript has 29 exons. The record is from RefSeq and is a predicted model, not a curated record.